This is a messenger RNA of Astyanax mexicanus (Mexican tetra), 3450 nucleotides long. It is a transcript of the gene uts2r3, whose product is annotated as urotensin-2 receptor 3. The transcript is spliced from 2 exons. Gene Ontology annotation, cellular component: membrane. Bases 393 to 1541 code for a protein of 382 amino acids. Gene Ontology annotation, molecular function: urotensin II receptor activity. The record is from RefSeq and is a predicted model, not a curated record. Gene Ontology annotation, biological process: neuropeptide signaling pathway; blood vessel diameter maintenance; regulation of blood pressure. Lineage: Eukaryota; Metazoa; Chordata; Actinopteri; Characiformes; Acestrorhamphidae.
CCCCGUCCAUCCCGCCUUCCUCCGGAUAGACAGAUCAGAAGAGAGAGGGAGAGAGGAGCAAGGUGAGCUGGAAGUUCACUAGAGACCCCGCUGAAGGUUCAGCAGGAUCCUGCAGGAUAAUCUGAGAGUCGCAGAGAGGAGAUGGAGAAAUGAAGAGGCAGGAUUCAGGAGGAGAGCUCUGAUCUUACGGAAAUGUGAGGAGAGUCUGAGCAGCGCACUGACAGGAAAAAUGACAGCGGAUAUAAAUGAUAACUAACAGCUUUUCUUCUUUUAUUCUGACCCUCUAACAACCCUGUUCUCCCAGCAGUUCUUCCAAACCCAAUUAACCUUCAACAUUUCACAUCAACACUUAUUAACUGCUCUUCAGCCCUAGAAACUUCUGUCUAAUCCAAAUGGAAGUCUUUGGCUCUGUUUCCCUAUCCUCUUCCCCUUCUCCAUCUUAUACCUUUCCCUUCCUCCCUAACAUUUCCAGCCCUUCCUCCUCUCCUUCACUUUCUCCAUCCCCAAGUGUGGCCUCUACAGCACUAUUUUGCUUCUUUCUCUCGCUCCUUUCCCUGCUGGGCAUUCUCGGAAACCUCUACACUCUGGGACUCUUGAUUCAGCGCCGCAGGGGCCCAAGGAGGAGGCGAAUGGCACCUACCUGCUGUUUGACUCCUGCUUGCCUCAGGUCGUCUUCCCCUUCCCACUGUCCCACCUCCUCUCCCUCCUUCUCCACCUCCUCCUCUCUCCAUCUGCAGGUUUUGAGUCUGGCCUUGGCGGAUCUGCUGUACCUUUCCACCGCACCUUUCAUCGUCUACGACAGCCUGGCGUCUGACUGGGCGUUCGGAGAGCUUGGGUGUCGGCUUCUGCUCAGCCUGGACCUGCUCACCAUGCAUGCCAGCAUCUUCACUCUGACCGCGAUGAGUCUGGACCGAUACCGGGCUGUAGCCGACCCUCUGGCUGCCUCCUCUGCACCUUCCUCAGGCCUGCUUCGUGUGGCUCUAGCCUGGGGCUUUGCUGUGGCUCUCAGCCUACCGAUGAUGAUCACCCUACAUCUUGAAGACGGGGAGAAUCAGGAGGGAAAGCUGUGUGUUCCAGCAUGGGACGAGCAGAGCUCCAAAGCCUACCUCAGUGUGCUGUUCUGCACCAGUAUCCUAGGACCAGGACUAGCCAUUGGGGGUCUAUAUGCAGCCCUAGGGAGGCUCUACUGGGUUUCUCAGACACAGCCAGCCUGGGCUGGAGGUAGCACUGCCUAUCCGACCCGUGCUCCACGGCCCAAAGUUCUGCUCCUCAUCCUGGGUAUUGUGAUUGCAUUCUGGGCCUGUUUUCUUCCAUUCUGGAUCUGGCAGCUGCUACCUCUGUAUCGGCCAGAUGUUCUACGCAUGGUACCUGUAGGGACGCAGGUUACCGUGAACCGGAUCCUGACAGGACUGACGUAUGGUAACUCAUGUGUAAAUCCAUUUUUCUACACACUACUGACAGGAAAGCGGCAGCGGACCAGCAGGCAGACAACGAGCGCAGCCACUCCGCUCUGCCAAAAGGCCAGCUCUACCCAUCAAUGAAAGCACUCUUCAUUUUCCAGUGAUGAAUAAGUACACUCUUCACAGCUCUGCCCACCAAUGCCAGAAUCUCACAUAUCUUCAUUCACUAGUGAGAGUAUACAUCAUGAAAUAAAGGAGCUAUGAACUGAGGUACACUCUUAAAAAUGAUUCUUCAAAAGGCAGCGGUUCUAUGUAGAACAAGGACAACUCCAAGAAUCUAGGAAAUCUGUGGAUUCCUGGUUAAAAGCCUUUUGUAUUAGUUGAACCUUUUUAUAUGGUUCUAUUUAGAACAUAACAUGCAGCACCAUGAAUUUGACUAUCAUUAUAGAUCAAAUAACCUUUUUCAGGACUAUAAAAGAAAACAUUUGCAUAGAAUACAAAGCGGCUCAACAUUACUUCCACUGCAUACAGGCAAAACAUACACUGACCCUGUUUACACCUGAUCACUUUAUGCAUCUUGAAUAUCAGGAUUAUAUCAGGAUUGCAUCUAUUAAUUAACCACAUGAAACUGCAAGUGUAAACACAAAUACAAAUCAUUCAAAUCAAAAGGCAAGACAAGCACAAAAAUUAUAAUCGAAACACCCAAACUACAAUCGAGAGCAAUCAUUUUUGGCAUAAUCACAGGAAGAGGCUAAAUGGUUAAACCAAUGGUUGCCAUUAAAUUGACUAUAAGCAAUUAAGUUUUAGUCUGACUAACCAAAGAUGCAUUUGACUACUGUAAAAUGUGGCUAAAAUCUUAACCUGAAUACAAUCCAGAUAGUAAUCACAUCGCACACUAGUCGCAUGAAGUGCCCAGGUGUAAACAGGGUCUUUGAUAUAAUGGUGUGAGCCUCAUAUUUCGCUGCUGUUGGAACAAAAUCUCUUUUUUUUUUUUUUUUGACAAUUUUGUCAUUUAAAAACACAAGCUGCUCUUCAUAAUACAUGAAAUAUAUUGUGAAGCGUACCUAAAAAGAAGUGGUCCAAAACUACUUAGAAAACAAAUCAAAAAUAAAAUAAUAGAUUAAUAUGCAAACAAAAGUGAACACAUUAUAACUGGAUGUUCCAGGAACCCAACCCAUUCCUAGGAGACUAAUGGAACACUGGUGGUCUAAGGUGCAACAUCUGUUUCAGAAAACACCAAAGAAGUAGCAUUAAAGGAACAACCCAAGUGUCAUGAUUUACAAGCUGCCCAAAGGGAUUUUUACUACAGGUGUGAACCGUUUAAAAACCAAAUUGGUUUAUUAGUGUAAAUGAAGGGGAACACCAUAUAACUGAAUUUGGCUCAAAGCUAAAGGACAAUUCUCAUUGGAAUUUGCUCUUUGAAGAGGAUAAAUCACAAUUAAGCAAACAGUCUUGACUAGUUUGUUUUGUAUAUGUUGUAUACAUGUAUGUGUGGCUGAGCAGUUCUGUACACACAUUUUUUUGUUUAUUAACUGCCAAAAAAGGGGAUUUAAUAACUGUGUGCUACAGUGUUUGAAAGCUGAGUUAUUCAGUAUUGUAAAUUCUAUAACAUACUGUUGGUAAAGUUGGGUAUAAACUUAAUUUUACUAAUUAAUCAAAUCAAGAAUUUGUCAUGAUCUCUUGUCCUCUAGUCCUACUGAUAAUUCUUUCUUGAAUGUGUGGGUGGAAUCGUCCAUUUUGAAAACCUCUCAUUUAUAGAACAUUUAUAUGAUAUAUUUCCCACUUCAAAUCUAUACUGUAUUUAAGAGCUGGAAGCUUCUACUUUAAAGGCACUUUUAUACUUGGCAUUUAAAAAAAAACCCUGACCUGUCGAAGCCUCCGACUUUGAACAGUUAUUUGUCUUUUUUUCUAGUAAGAAUUAUUGUGUUUUUGUUUUGCUUUUUCUAUGCAUUGCUUUGCACGAAAUAUAUUCACAAGCAUUUAUAAACAUGCGGUUGUGGUGUAUAUAAUAAUAUAUAGUCAUGAAUAAAGAUAUGCUUUAUUUACUGAA